Messenger RNA from Rhinolophus ferrumequinum (greater horseshoe bat), 3732 nucleotides. RefSeq names its product beta-secretase 1 (gene BACE1). The transcript is spliced from 9 exons. NCBI's taxonomy places the organism in Eukaryota, Metazoa, Chordata, Mammalia, Chiroptera, Rhinolophidae. Gene Ontology annotation, cellular component: endosome; membrane; trans-Golgi network. The record is from RefSeq and is a predicted model, not a curated record. Gene Ontology annotation, molecular function: aspartic-type endopeptidase activity. Gene Ontology annotation, biological process: membrane protein ectodomain proteolysis; amyloid-beta metabolic process. The coding region runs from base 492 to 2000 and encodes 502 amino acids.
ACCCUUGGCUUUGACAGCCGCCGCCACAAGUCUUUCCGCCUCCCCAGCCUUCCUCGGAGCUGGGAGCUGGAUUAUGGUGGCCUGACCUGCAAACGCAGCCACAGGAGCUCAGAUCCCCUGCCCUUUCCCCCUGCUGCCGACCUGCCAGGAGGACCGGGAAAGCAGCCACUGCCAACCUGCCAUGCCCGCCCCUCUCAGCUGCCUGCGGGCCCCAAGCCGUCCUUUCCCAGAUCUAUGGUGAGGCUGGACGCCACUGGCCAGAUGUAGCCAGGAUCCAUCUCCUCCCCUUUCUUUCUCUCUGCGGAUUGCUCCUGACUGAUACCCACAGCCUGAAACGGGGGCUGGCUCAAGGGCCUGCAAGCUCUGCAGUCCCGAUGCCACACAGCUCUCUCUCCUGAGAAGCUACCACCAACAUCCAGAGUUGGGGGCAGGCAACAGGGACAGCCGUGGGCCCCGAGUGAGUCCCGAGGGCCUGAAAGCCAGGGCCCACAAUGGCCCAAGCACUGCCCUGGCUCCUGCUAUGGAUGGGCUCAGCAGUGCUCCCUGCCCACUGCACCCAGCCUGGCAUCAGGCUACCUCUGCGGAGCGGGCUUGGGGGGACCCCCCUGGGGCUGAGGCUUCCCCGGGACACUGACGAGGAGCUGGAGGAGGAGCCUGGCCGGAGUGGAAGCUUCGUGGAGAUGGUGGACAACCUGAGGGGCAAAUCUGGUCAGGGCUACUACGUGGAGAUGACCGUGGGCAGCCCCCCACAGACGCUCAACAUCCUGGUGGACACAGGGAGCAGUAACUUUGCAGUGGGGGCUGCCCCCCACCCUUUCCUGCAUCGCUACUACCAGAGGCAGCUGUCCAGCACGUACCGGGACCUCCGGAAGGGUGUGUAUGUGCCCUACACUCAGGGCAAGUGGGAGGGGGAGCUGGGCACCGACCUAGUGAGCAUCCCUCAUGGUCCCAAUGUCACUGUGCGUGCCAACAUCGCUGCCAUCACUGAGUCAGACAAGUUCUUCAUCAACGGCUCCAACUGGGAAGGCAUCCUUGGGCUGGCCUAUGCUGAGAUCGCCAGGCCCGACGACUCCCUGGAGCCUUUCUUUGACUCCCUGGUAAAGCAGACCCACGUUCCCAACCUCUUUUCCCUGCAGCUCUGUGGCGCUGGCUUCCCCCUCAACCAGUCAGAAGUGCUGGCCUCAGUUGGAGGCAGCAUGAUCAUUGGGGGUAUUGACCCCUCUCUGUACACGGGCAGCCUCUGGUACACACCCAUCCGUCGGGAGUGGUAUUAUGAGGUAAUCAUUGUGCGGGUGGAGAUCAAUGGACAGGAUCUGAAAAUGGACUGCAAGGAGUACAACUAUGACAAGAGCAUCGUGGACAGUGGCACCACCAACCUUCGUUUGCCCAAGAAAGUGUUUGAAGCUGCAGUCAAAUCCAUCAAGGCAGCCUCCUCGACGGAGAAAUUCCCAGACGGCUUUUGGCUAGGAGAACAGCUGGUGUGCUGGCAAGCAGGCACCACCCCUUGGAACAUUUUCCCAGUCAUCUCACUCUAUCUAAUGGGUGAAGUCACCAAUCAGUCCUUCCGCAUCACCAUCCUUCCACAGCAAUACCUGCGGCCAGUGGAAGACGUGGCCACGUCCCAAGACGACUGUUACAAGUUCGCCAUCUCACAGUCAUCCACAGGCACAGUUAUGGGAGCUGUUAUCAUGGAGGGCUUCUACGUUGUCUUUGAUCGGGCCCGCAAACGAAUUGGCUUUGCUGUCAGUGCUUGCCAUGUGCACGAUGAGUUCAGGACGGCAGCGGUGGAAGGCCCCUUUGUCACCCCGGACAUGGAAGACUGUGGCUACAACAUUCCACAGACAGAUGAAUCAACUCUCAUGACCAUAGCCUAUGUCAUGGCGGCCAUCUGCGCCCUCUUCAUGCUGCCACUUUGCCUCAUGGUGUGUCAGUGGCGCUGCCUCCGCUGUCUGCGCCAUCAGCACGAUGACUUUGCUGAUGACAUCUCCCUGCUGAAGUGAGGAGGCCCAUGGGGACAACAGAGAUUCCCUCGGACCCCGCUGGGUGCUGCUUUGGUCACAAGGAGACAUGGAUGGCACCUGUGGCCAGAGUACCUCAGGACCCUCACCCACCCACCACAUGCCUCUGCCUUGACAGAAAAGUAAAAUCUGGCAAGGUGGGUUACAGGGAUUGCACCCGUAGGAAACAGGAGAGGGAAGAAAGACACGCUCUAGUGGUGGGAAUACUCUUGGUCGCCUCAAACUAGAGCUGGGAAAUUCUGCUGCUUGAAACUUCAGCCCUGAACCUUUGCCCACCAUCCCUCUCAAUUCUCCAACCCAAAGUAUUCUUCUUUUCUUAGUUCCAGAAGUACUGGCACCACACCCAGGUUACCCCAGUGGUGUGUGUCUGCAGUACCCUGGCAAAGAGAGGGCCCACCUUGUUCCCUGCCGGCCAAAGGCAGUUUGCUAUUGGCUUUAGAGAUAGGAACUGUAUCAACAAGCCUACCAGUGGUACACAGAUUGCCUCUUGAAUUAAACACAAAAUAAUCACACUGAAUAUUUGUACAAAUGGGGGCAGUUGGAAGAGGAGGGGGAGAGGGAGUACAAAGCCAGGCAACAGUGGGGACCAAAGCUAGAAAAGGCGGAUACAUGACCACUCGCCAGUCCCAGUUUUAGACUUCAUCUCCAACACAGAAUCCGUCUGGUAAGAUGCGUGUUACUUCCCAAUGUUUUUUUCCCUGUGGUUGGAGCCCGACCAAAAGUGAGAUGGGAAGAAGGGCUUAGUUAGCCAAAAAGCUCUUUUUAGCUCUUAAAUGUAAAGUGUCCACUAAGAAAUUCCAUCUAAAACAAUGAAUUUCUACCUGAUUAAUUCCACUGCUCUCCACCUGAAUGCUUUGCUUUACACAUGCUAGGCAGCAUUAAAAUAUCCCAACCCUCCAAGCCCCAGUUGCCCUAUGGGAAAGCAACUGGAAUACAGGAAAUAGAGCAUGGCUGCGCUCCGUCUUCCUGCACAUGUCUUCGCUCCCUCCCCCAAAUCCCUAGUCCUCUGGAGCUCUGCAGCUGAGGUGCUAAGAAUAGACAGGGGGCCUCUCCUACCUAAUUCCUGAAGAUUCGUUCAACGGGUAUAGGGGUGAUGCUCUAUACUCCUGCCUGGAUUUCUUCUUGUUCAGCCGUUAAGUUGUAGUAAGAUCUUUACAUAAUACAGAGCAGUUUCACUGCUUUCUCACCCUCUCUAAUGUCCCCUCCAUUCAUUUGCUAAGGCACUCCACAGUGGCACAAGUAUUACACCAAGAGUGUCAGGAACACAGGGCCUCCUGGUCCUAGCACCAUCGCCUUCAGUAUCAAGGCUGCCUGGAGAAAGGAUGGCAGCCUCAGGGCUUCCUUCCUUCCUUUACCAUAAGAGCCCCUCAAUGGAGGCCAUCCUUUUCCCCUGCCCUGCUCUCUACUCCCCAAUCCUAAUUGUACUCGGGCACCCCAGGCUGCUUCUUGCGCUAGGUAUUGGGUACCAAGUUCAUUUCCAAUCAGUUCUAACACAGUUGAGUAUGAUACCAGUGCUAGUGGGAAGAGCUAAAUUUUCCUAGCACACCCACUGGAUCCUCUUCCUAUGUGGUCAACACACUGCUUCCAGGUAUGGGACCUGCCAAGUGUGGAAUUACCUGAUGAGCGAGACGGAAAUACUAGGAGGGCCUCCGGAGAUCCUGGCCUCAGCCAGCUGCCCACAAGCCAUAAACUAAUAAAGCAAGAACACUGAGUC